UGCUCUCGCAAGCGACACACGCGUUCCCUCGGUCCCUGUUUCUUUGAGAUGGAAGUCAAUGCCGAGACGAGCUCGCAGGACCUGCUGUCAUGUGGCAGCAGAGGAGGUCUUCGCGACAAACUGCUCCUCAAACCCCAAGCCGGCAGAGCCCCGCAGACUAAGAGGGUCCCGAGAAGCAGCGUUUUGGACCGACUGCAGAGCUUCUUGCCACAGAUAGCCCAGGCCAAUGAGAAGCUAAAGCAGCAGAUGGACGAGUGUCCUCCCGGCCACUUUGACAUUGAGAGAGUGGAGGAGGCAGAGAAGGUGAUAGAGAUGGACGUGGCCCUCGUGGAGCUCAGCGGAUCGGACAGCGACUCGGCGGGGGAGACGUCGGAGGAGGAGGAGGAGAAGGAUUCCGACUCUGACGAAGAGAGCGAGGUCACAGAGGAGAACCUCAAACUGCCCGGUGACAAAAACGGGAAGAAGCGAGCCAACAUCCAAGUCUUGGACACGCAGGACAAUGAGGGUACAGUGGCUCCAGAGUGACGUCUGGGAGCAGUUUUAAUGAUGGCUGCACACAGGGCUCCUCUGCCCCGUCAAGCGACGUUGGUUACAUUUCUCACCCACGACAAGCCCGCUUAUCACUGAUGGUAAAACCGCUCACGUGUCAGUUAUCGAGAGAAUAUUGAGUUAUUAUGCAGGAGACCAGUGAAUGGAGAGUUCCCGUUUGGAGAGAUCGACGCCCUCCUCAUCCCUAUGGGAACAGUACUUUUUUUUUUUUUAAGUAUGUGCAGAGUUCAUGUGUGCCAGUAGGAGUUCAUGUCAUAGUGCCUUUGUACAACCCGAGACAUGCGGCUUCCCACCCGCAGACACCGCCAAUCGUGUCUGCAGGGACGCCCGACCAAGCCGGAAGUAACACAGGGAUUCGAACCGCCAAUCCCAGUGUUGGUAGGCAACGGAAUAGACCGCCACGCCACCUGACCUUUGACCGUUUUAUUUGUAAAUUGCAAACCAUUCGGCCAUGUUAUAAUGUUGACAGGAUUAUGAGUAGAUAUCAACGCUGUACAACUAAUGACGCUUUCCCACUGCACGGUACCGGCUCGACUGGACUCGCUUCUGUGUCGUUUUCCGUUACCGUAACAGCACCCCCCUCAGUGUAGCUGGUCGUCAUAGCGACGCCUGGUUAAACUGCUGGGACGUCAUCUUCAGCGGGACCAUUCUAAGAACGGCGGCGGACAUCGAGGGGAUACUGUACCUCCUCGACAGACCACGGCGUGGAUUUUCGGCUCUCCAUUUUGUUCAAUUUCAAAAUGUACUUUUAAGAUAACUCCGCUUCGGUAUCGGAAAAUGCCGGGUGAUAUCCCACGCGUGCAGUGAUGACGCAGUGAUGCAGUGACGCAUUUCUCUGACCAAUCAGAGGUCUGCAUUGAUUUCGGUACCCGCUCCAGUCUUUUUGGACCCUCGACAAAGGUGGUACCAGAAAAGUGGAAACCGUUACCAAAAUGCUGGUACUUCCCAGUAACGGAAAACGAAAAAAGGGCGAGUCGAGUCGAGCCGGUACCAUGUAGUGGAAACCUGUAUAAGUAUGUCAAGUUCAUCAGCCUUGAUGAAAUCAUUUCGCUGUGGGUGAAGUUUAGAAAGCGGCUGAGUUGAGGUGCUGCUUUAAAAAGACGGUCAGAAAAGUCGCGACACCACUUGGAUCUCCAGCCAUCAUCUGAACCGCUUAUCCUGCUCUCAGGGUCGUGAGGAUGCUGGAGCCUAUCCCAGCAGUCAUUGGGUGGCAGGCGGGGAGACACCCUGGACAGGCCGCCAGGCCAUCACAGGGCCCAUGCACACACAUUCACCCCUAAGGACAAUUUAGUACGGCCGAGUCACCUGACCUACAUGUCUUUGGACUGUGGGAGGAAACCGGAGCCCCCGGAGGAAACCCACACAGACAUGGGGAGAACAUGCAAACUCCACACAGAGGACGACCCACCAAGGUUGGACUACCCCGGGGCUCGAACCCGGGACCUUCUUGCUAUGAGGCCACCGUGCCGCCCCCUGCUUAGAUCUUACGGAGGCGAUAUUGGCUGAAACAUCCUCCCUUUAGAUGAAUAAAACCGGUUAUUUUUCUAAGCAA
This is a messenger RNA of Lampris incognitus (smalleye Pacific opah), 2101 nucleotides long. RefSeq names its product NOP protein chaperone 1 (gene nopchap1). Gene Ontology annotation, molecular function: box C/D methylation guide snoRNP complex binding. NCBI's taxonomy places the organism in Eukaryota, Metazoa, Chordata, Actinopteri, Lampriformes, Lampridae. The coding region runs from base 49 to 525 and encodes 158 amino acids. Gene Ontology annotation, biological process: box C/D snoRNP assembly. The transcript has 4 exons. The record is from RefSeq and is a predicted model, not a curated record.